Molecule: messenger RNA, 2440 nt
Organism: Thunnus maccoyii (southern bluefin tuna)
Lineage: Eukaryota; Metazoa; Chordata; Actinopteri; Scombriformes; Scombridae
Gene: taf1b
Product: TATA box binding protein (Tbp)-associated factor, RNA polymerase I, B
Exons: 15
Coding region: 123-1913 (596 amino acids)
Biological process (GO): RNA polymerase I preinitiation complex assembly; nucleolar large rRNA transcription by RNA polymerase I
Cellular component (GO): RNA polymerase I core factor complex; RNA polymerase transcription factor SL1 complex
Molecular function (GO): RNA polymerase I core promoter sequence-specific DNA binding
Source: RefSeq, a predicted model, not a curated record
GACCCGGAAAUCACAGCAGAAGAAGAAGAAACUCCCAAACAAACCGGCUACAUGUGGAUCUACGGACGAACUACGGCAAAUAAAUGAAAUCUUUACGUUAAAUCGGUUCUAAUUAAGUGAACAUGGACGAGGAGCACACGGCUGGCUUCAGGGAGCCUUGCGCUCAGUGUUCGGCGGUGGAUUGGGGAGUUUCAGAUGAGGGUCGUUUCUACUGCAAGUCCUGCCACAACGUCAUCGAGAGAACCAAAGAGGUGGUGGAUCUGACAUUCACUCCUGGAUCCACCCGGGUCUCCACCAUCAGCAAAGGAAGCAGACACAAGAAGACUGAGCGAGGUCGUGUGUGGAUGAUCUGUGAAGGCUUCCAGUUCAUCCUGAGAAACCAGGCCGACGCUCUGCUCAGACUGGGAGUCUCCCCUGGCUUCAAGGACGAGGUUUUGUGUCCGCUGUGGAGACUCUACCUGCAGAAGAGUCGGCAGGCUUAUACCAACAACCCAGUGAGGAGCUCCAAGUUCAAACUGGGAGGUCCGGACUCAGAGUCGGACAGCGCGCCUGAGUCCUCCAUCAUGUCGGCCAGCGAGACGGAUGGUGAGACGCACCCGCCCAGCACGGCCGGAUCAAACGCAGAGAACUCCAGUGAAUGGUCGCUGUGCUCGGGCUCGGUGGACGCCACCGCCUACCUGUCGGCUCGGCUGAGGCGGGGCCGCGGUCUGAUGACCCUGAGGAAGACUCUGGCUCUGAUCCACCUGGCUCUGAUCUGGUGCCGUGAGGCGUUGACGCUCAGCGACCUGCUCAGGUUGGUGAAAGAAGGACACGUCCCGUAUGUGAACGCUUACGAAGAACUUCCUGAAGAGAUGAAGCUGGAAGGAAAAGACUCGCUCAUCUUCAGAGUCGAGAGCUAUCCGUCUCACCGGGCGGUGCAUCAGGAGGCUCAGAAUCUGGCUCUCUUCCUGCAGCUUCCUGCUUUUCCUCCAAUCAGCAGGCAGAGUCUGCUGCACCCGGCGCUGCUCAGCGUGCGCUACCUGACCGACGCCAACCUGCCCGACGAGCUCCACCUGUGGGUCUGCAGGCUGAUGGAGCGCGCCGGCAUGGCGGAUCAAACGCUCCACGCGUUCGAGCCCUCGUCUCAUCCCGUCCUGCCGCAGUACGACAUGCAGGCCGCCGCCCUCAUCAUCGUCACCUUGAAGCUUCUCUUCGGCCUGGACGACCACAGCGAGUGGAUUUUAUCCAGUGAAGCAAGCGAGCAGGAUGAACCAGGAGACAUGUUUAACCUGCGGAGGUGGUACCGGCUGCUGCAGGCCGCUCUGCUCCGAGCUCAGCAGAGCAGAGACCAGGACGCCGCCAGGAAACAGUGGAAGGCAAAGAAACCUCUGCACCUGAACAAGAAGAACAAAUGGGUCGUGAUGAAGCAGAAAAGAAUAGCAGAGCAGGUGCAGAUCUGUUUCGAGAAGCUGUCCUCUCGGCCGGCAGGUGUCCAGUGCGUCGGUCCGUCCAGUUUCAGGUUCUGCUGGGGGGACGAGGACGGAGCAGACGGUCCCAGUCUUCACCAGAAGAAGCUGGACGCCGUCCUGACCCUGAAACACGAUGUCCUGACGCCCUCUAACUCAACAUACUGGCAUCCGCCACUCAGACCCUGCGAACGCAGGAAGUGCAGGAGUCACUACCCGGAGGUUGAGCCGACGCUGCCGAGGACGUUCGUUUGGCUGCUGCAGCUCUUCUCCUUCCUGCUGGACGUGAAGCCGGCCUACCUGUAUGAGGAGGUGCUGACGGUGGAGAGACGAGUCCUCGGCAGCAAAACACAACAGACUGAAAACCUGUGGAAGAGGAUGACCAGGACCAGGACCAGGACCAGGACACGGACCAGGACUUCACCGAGGAUACAGCAGAGAGAACGAGAAACUGAAGAAACCAGAUGAAAAACCUCCAAGUGGCAACAGGAAAGAAGAAAAAGGCUUGAAGAUGGCAGCUCAGGAAUAUUUAAAGUCCCCUUCUGCUAAAAAAUGUGUUUAUUACUGUUCUUCAUAGUGCAGAGUUUGUUCUCUGAGCUCACCUUAAAUCUCAGUCUAACAUCUGGACCCACCCGCAGGAUUUAGGACAUCACAACUAUUUUGGAGCCAAUUGUGGUUCAGUAUGCAAUUUACACAAGUGUGAUGUGGAAAGAAAUCAACCAUAUUUACAUAUUCAGAGAUUCUGGAUUUUUCCAGAGAAGGAAGAGAUGACGGUUUAAGAGUUUUUUUAACAAGGUAAUUGAACUUUUUUGUGAAAAAACUCAUCAGACAAGUUUUUACUAUCUAUAAUAUUAAAACUGCUGCUAUGUUGUUAUGUCAUGGAUGACUUAAUGACUUUCAUUUAUAUGUGUGUUACAUUUUGCUGGUUGCAGACCUCUGAUCUUACGUAACAGUAUUAUGCAUAUGUGGACCUUAAAUAAAAAAGUUUGAGUUUC